AUGUCUGAUAUCAACAAAAGAGAAUUCACUGAGCUUGCUCUUGAUGGUGGUAAUUAUUUGACUUGGGCUUUGGAUGUUGAAAUAUACCUUGCCUCAUGUGAUCUGAGCGACGCUAUAGUUCCCGAUUCUUCAUGUAGCUCCGCCCAGAAGGCGAAAGCUUUGAUUUUCUUGCGUCAUCAUCUGAAUAAGGACUUAAAAAAUGAGUACCUUACUAAAAAGGAUCCUGUUGUCCUAUGGCAAUCCCUGAAGGAUCGCUUUGAUCAACAAAAGGCCAUUAUUCUCCCUCAGGCACAAUAUGAUUGGCUAAAUUUACGCUUUCAGGAUUUCAAGUCCGUGAUUGAAUACAAUUCUACCUUACACCGUAUUGUGUCACAGCUGAAACUCUGUAAGCAAGAAGUUACAGAGAUUGAUUUGAUAGAGAAGACUCUAUCUACUUUUCAUGCCAGUAACCUUGUACUCCAGCAGCAGUACAGGGCCAAGAAUUAUACUAGGUAUUCUGAACUCAUUUCUGCUUUACUUGUAGCAGAGAAACAUAAUCAGCUUUUGAUGAGAAACCACAAUGCAAGACCAGUUGGUUCACAAGCAGUGCCUGAAGCACAUGCUACCACUUAUAGAGGUGGUCGAGGGAGAGGCCGAGGAAAAGCGAAUUGGUCCCAACGUGGUGGACGAGGUUGGUCCCAUAGAGGAGGUCGAGGUCGAGGUCGAGGUCGUGGAUACAAUCAUAUUGCUAGAUUCCAAAGUCAUGGAAAAGGAUUUCAUAAGACAUCGCAUCCACAAGAAGCAAGUACAUCUCAGCAAACUCCAGAAAUACAACAAACUUGUUACAGGUGUGGGUGCGAGGGUCAUUGGAGUCGUACAUGUCGCACCGCCAAGCACCUCGUUGAAGCAUACCAAAUGUUGCAAAAGAACAAGAAAGGCAAGAAAAUUCGAAGUGAAAUACAUCAUGUCAGUUUGCCUGAAGCAAAUUUGGAGUUUAAUGCCAAUGAUGAUGAUUUAAUGCAACUUGAUCUUGAAGAUUAUGGAGAUCAAAAGUAA
Molecule: messenger RNA, 1035 nt
Organism: Salvia miltiorrhiza (redroot sage)
Lineage: Eukaryota; Viridiplantae; Streptophyta; Magnoliopsida; Lamiales; Lamiaceae
Exons: 1
Coding region: 1-1035 (344 amino acids)
Molecular function (GO): nucleic acid binding; zinc ion binding
Source: RefSeq, a predicted model, not a curated record